Molecule: messenger RNA, 3762 nt
Organism: Tupaia belangeri chinensis (Chinese tree shrew)
Lineage: Eukaryota; Metazoa; Chordata; Mammalia; Scandentia; Tupaiidae
Gene: CAMK2D
Product: calcium/calmodulin dependent protein kinase II delta
Exons: 21
Coding region: 71-1672 (533 amino acids)
Biological process (GO): protein phosphorylation
Molecular function (GO): ATP binding; calmodulin binding; calcium/calmodulin-dependent protein kinase activity
Source: RefSeq, a predicted model, not a curated record
CCGGGGAAGACGAGCGUCUGCUCGCGUCUAGUCCGUCGCGCUUCCAGCCAGGGCACAGCCCGGACUGAGGAUGGCUUCCACCACCACCUGCACCAGGUUCACCGACGAGUAUCAGCUUUUCGAGGAGCUCGGAAAGGGGGCAUUCUCAGUGGUGAGAAGAUGUAUGAAAAUCCCUACUGGACAAGAAUAUGCUGCCAAAAUUAUCAACACCAAAAAGCUUUCUGCUAGGGAUCAUCAGAAAUUGGAAAGGGAAGCUAGAAUCUGCCGUCUUUUGAAGCACCCCAAUAUUGUGCGACUUCAUGACAGCAUAUCAGAAGAGGGCUUCCAUUACUUGGUGUUUGAUUUAGUGACUGGAGGUGAGCUCUUUGAAGACAUCGUGGCAAGAGAGUAUUACAGUGAAGCUGACGCCAGUCAUUGUAUACAGCAGAUUCUAGAAAGUGUAAAUCAUUGUCACCUAAAUGGCAUAGUUCACAGGGACCUGAAGCCUGAGAAUUUGCUUUUAGCUAGCAAAUCCAAGGGAGCAGCUGUGAAACUGGCAGACUUUGGCUUGGCCAUAGAAGUUCAAGGAGACCAGCAGGCAUGGUUUGGUUUUGCUGGCACACCUGGAUACCUUUCUCCAGAAGUUUUACGUAAAGAUCCUUAUGGAAAACCAGUGGAUAUGUGGGCAUGUGGUGUCAUUCUCUAUAUCCUGCUGGUGGGGUAUCCACCCUUCUGGGAUGAAGACCAACACAGACUCUAUCAGCAGAUCAAGGCUGGCGCUUAUGAUUUUCCAUCACCAGAAUGGGACACAGUGACUCCUGAAGCCAAAGACCUCAUCAAUAAAAUGUUAACCAUCAACCCUGCCAAACGUAUCACAGCCUCAGAAGCACUGAAACAUCCAUGGAUCUGUCAACGUUCUACUGUUGCCUCCAUGAUGCACAGACAGGAGACUGUAGACUGCUUGAAGAAAUUCAAUGCUCGAAGAAAACUAAAGGGUGCCAUCUUGACAACAAUGCUGGCCACGAGGAAUUUUUCAGCAGCCAAGAGUUUAUUGAAGAAACCAGAUGGCGUAAAGAUAAACAACAAAGCCAACGUGGUAACCAGCCCCAAAGAAAAUAUUCCUACCCCGGCGCUGGAGCCCCAAACUACUGUAAUCCACAACCCUGAUGGAAACAAGGAGUCAACCGAGAGUUCAAAUACAACAAUUGAGGAUGAAGAUGUAAAAGCACGAAAACAAGAGAUUAUCAAAGUCACAGAACAACUGAUAGAAGCUAUCAACAAUGGGGACUUUGAAGCUUACACAAAAAUCUGUGACCCAGGUCUUACUGCUUUUGAACCAGAAGCUUUGGGUAAUUUAGUGGAAGGGAUGGACUUUAACCGGUUCUACUUUGAAAAUGCUUUGUCCAAAAGCAAUAAACCAAUCCACACCAUUAUCCUGAACCCUCACGUGCACCUGGUAGGGGAUGACGCUGCUUGCAUAGCAUACAUUAGGCUCACACAGUACAUGGAUGGCAGCGGGAUGCCAAAGACAAUGCAGUCGGAAGAGACCCGUGUGUGGCACCGCCGGGAUGGAAAGUGGCAGAACGUUCAUUUUCAUCGCUCCGGGUCACCAACAGUACCCAUCAAGCCACCCUGUAUUCCAAAUGGGAAAGAAAACUUCUCAGGAGGCACCUCUUUGUGGCAAAACAUCUAAGGCCUGAAAACCAUUCACAAAUGGGUCUUCUAAAUAUCAACAGUGCCACUUCCGCAUUCUCUGUUCUCAAGGCACCUGGAUGGUAACCCUGAGCCGUCCUCCCCUCCUCUUCAUGCAUGUUUCUGAGUGCAUGAAGUUGUGAAGGUCCUACACGUAAUGCAUAUGUGAUGCACCAUCUUAUCAUAUAUUCCUUCCUACACAUUGUUUACACUUCGACUACGGGAUGUUCCAUGAGAACUUAAAUUACUCUCGGCAAACAACAGGGGGAGGGCAGACAAAAAAAUUCCACAAUUUUCCAAGUACAACCUACUCAUCAAAUUUCUCAGUUUAUGCCAAGGUUUAACAGAUUAAAAAUUAUUGUUCUCUGAAUGACAGUUUGUAAGAAAAAUGUAAAUUUUUAAAAACUCUUUGCUGUUAGUCUGUUUUGGCUUGUUUAUUUUCUUUUUUAAAAAAUGGCAAAAAAAAAAUACCUUCAGUUUUGUGAUGAUCCAGGUUGAAAUGGAUGAUGUUUCACUGGAUUUUACAAGUGGGUGAAUAUGUGGGCAAAAUCAUAUAUGAAUGUAAAAGGAAGAACCAAUUGGUUUACUACCAUCUAAAGCCAUAUUGUUUUGGGUCAAAUUGUGUAAACUGGAAGAAUUCACAUCAUUUAUGAGUUUGAUCACUUUAGGAUAUAUAUACUCACUGUUCUGGUAUAUUUGCUAACUUGAUUUUUUUUCUUUCUCAAAUCUGUGCUGUUUUCUUCAUUUAAUCCCAUUUCCCUUUUCCUUUUGUUUGCAUCCUUUUUAAUCUUUCUUUUUUACUAUUCUUUAUUUUGAUUUUCGGGGUGCUGGUAUGUAUUAAAAAAGAUUAAAGUAAAAUGUGCGUAAUGAAGGUAGAGUAAAGCUAGAGGCCUUCGGAGUGUAAUUAAACUAAUGCUUUUGACCAUCUUCAGGGCCCACAACUAUGUGGUUAAGAUUUUAAAGGUUUUUAAUCUGCUUAGGCUCUGGUAAGGACGUAGGUGCCCUGUGUGGAAGGUUCUCAAAUUGUUCAAACUCAAGAUAAAAGCGAGUUCCUACUCCAAGCUGCAAUGUGUCUGGCCGACUGAGGCCGUUGCAGGAGAAUACCGAGUUGAUAGCAGAUCAGAGUUUUGUGCAAAUGCACUUACUUCUGCCUUGUGGAAUGUUAAGGCCCCUCCAGCAACAACCCUCACUGGUUUUCUAAAGUUAGAGAGGCUAACGAGUGUUUUCCAUCCUCACCGUGUUUUGAACUUGGUCUUUGUGACUUGUGCUGUUUUAGCUUCUCUUUUGAGUCAAGUAUCAUGAUCUUCCUCCAAGGAGUUAGGAUUUUCCAUUAUAAAACAAAAGGAAAAGGGAAAUGUCCACGUUUUCUUCAUGCUUUUCGUUUGUCCUUUGUUGAUCCAGUUCCCGUGAGGCUUUUUCUCCACUCAGAAACGCUCUCUAGCGCAUGGACUCUCCCUCAGCAUCAUGUUCGCGUGCAAUUCACAGUCUUCUUCAGAAGCCUAUUUUUAAAGCAGAAGCAAAAACCAAAAUCGAAACAACGAAAAACAAUCCUCCCUCUUUUCUCUCAUGUCACCUUUCUGUGUCGUUACUAAUCACCUUAGAUAUCGUUGCUAGUGGAUGUUUGGUAGAUGGGUUGAAGCUUUUCUGAUAAUUAUUACACGAUUUAAAACAAUAUAUAUUUAAAAUAAAUAUAUACAGUCAAUGUAUUGAGCCAUGUUAACCUGCCAAUGAGAUCUGUGAAAAAGUAAUGGCCUCAUUUUUCCCUUUUUAAUUUCUUUUACCUUUUUGUGAAGCAGCUAUACGUGGCAUACAUGUAUUUAAAAAAAAAAUUAGGUGUUAGAGUGGUUUUUUUUUUACACUUUUAACUUAGCAUGUGGUGUUGAAGUAUUCCUGUAGAUCCAGUUUGUCUUCCCACUCCGAUGUGAGGAAACCGUGGUCCGUUCUCUCCACCACACCGGAAUUACACAUUUAUUAUCUCCUAUCGUUUUGAAACACUGCAGUUUACCAUGGGACACUGUAUAUAUUUCUUGCCAUAAUGGUAAAUGACUGAUUGAUAUAUGUAAGAGUUAAUAAAUUUGUGAUUUCUGCUGA